Messenger RNA from Penicillium nucicola, 522 nucleotides. Its product is annotated as MARVEL domain-containing protein. Bases 1 to 522 code for a protein of 173 amino acids. Gene Ontology annotation, cellular component: membrane. NCBI's taxonomy places the organism in Eukaryota, Fungi, Ascomycota, Eurotiomycetes, Eurotiales, Aspergillaceae. The transcript is spliced from 4 exons. The record is from RefSeq and is a predicted model, not a curated record.
AUGUUGAGCUUUUUCGAACAUCCCUGUGGCACGAUUUCCACCAUCGCCCAUAUCAUCCAGUGCAUCAGUUCAAUCGUCGUGCUCGGAAUCACUGCCUGGGCAGUCGUCAACACGAAGACGUUGACUGUGAUUUUUUCAUUGGUCAUUUCCAUCCUAACUCCCAUCAUCAACGCCAUAGUCCUAAGCACAAGCUGCUUCGCCAAUCGUCGUAGAUGGCAUGUCCUCCCUCUACUCUUUUCCGACGUGGUAAUUUCAUAUCUCUGGCUCACAUCGUUCAUUUUCCUGGCCUUGGAGUUCAACCACGUUAGUUGCAGCGUACAUCGCUGGAACGGCGAGGUAGUCUGUAGCCGGAAGUAUGCUGCCGAGGCAUUCAGUUUCAUUGCAUUCUUCACGUCGAUGUCCGCUCUCGUGUUUGAAGUCUUGUAUCUCUACUACCCAAAAGAAGCCUCGCAACCUAUGGAGCAGAGAGUCCAGGACGAGAGACUGCAUGACAAUCUGCAAACAGCCGGAGUGAUUCAUUGA